UACAGACAGCAAUAUACUAUGACAUAAAAUUCUAAUUCUAAUUCUAAAUUCUUGAUUCCUACCAAUCAGGGUGAGGCCACUAUUGUCCAGAAAAGCUGAAAAGACACACAGACCAGCCAGGAGACACCAAAUUGUCACGGAAAUUGGCAAGGAAACACUCGCAGACCUCUGAAGUCCUCUGAAGCUGGCUACAAAACUUUUUAGCUGGUAUGGAAAUCAAUGAAACAACUUUUGUCACCUUGAUCAACUCCAACUACUUCCCUGGCAAGUUGUGGCGUUUGGUGAAUGAUCCUCAGAUUCGCUCAAUCUGGUGGGACGACAGCGGGGAAGGAAUACUUGUCAAUCAGCUACCCUUCGAAGCUGAAGUGCUAUUGUCCCAACCCAGGCAGGUGACCGAGUACUUCAGAACGACGGACUUCAUCAGUUUCGUUCGCCAGCUGAACCUGUACGGAUUCAGAAAAAAACGUACAGACCUUGACGUCUAUGACAAGCAACCCAACGUCUCAUCCAUUAAGGACCAACUGCACCACUUUCACAACCCGUACUUCAAACGGGAUAAGCCUGAGCUUCUACUCAAACUAAAGAGACUCACGGCUCUCAACAAGGCCAAGAUCACCGGGAUAGAGGUGACCAGCAGGAAAUCAAAACGUUUCCAUCAUGUGAUGCUGAAUUCGCCACAGGAAACCCCUGCCUUAAUGAAAACAGGUUCAGUCUUGCUUGGACAUCAGGGAACCCCUUACCACCAUCCCUGUAAUGGCCCUCAGCAGGAGAAGGACAUGGACAGAACGUCCAAAUCCUCCCAAGCAUUUGUAGUGGGCCAUGUUGAUCCUUCUCCAGUUACUUUAAAUACUAACAACGUUGUGCCGGUCCCUGUGUCCCACCACUUCCCAGUGGACUCGCCGAGUGCAUAUCCCUCCAGCAUCACGCACAUGCAGCAGGGCGUCAUACCUCAUCACUCACAGUACAGGUUUUACACACCAGGUGUGUAUCAGCGCUGUAGCCCAGACUUCUUGGAUUCAAAAGUACCACGCUUUCAACAACGAGCUGCUUCCUACUCUCCUUGUGGCUAUUACCCUGACCACUCAGUCAGAUACGCUCAUCCGAUUGAUCAGGAUCCAUACUGGAAAGCAGGUGAUGUUCCAGAGUCCAGGAAGAGUGACAUGAAAGAGAAAGAGGGCCUGGACACUAUAUUAAAACUGGCGGAAGAAAUCCAGGCCGAUGUCGAAGUUGCUGCAGAGAUCAGUCACCUGAUAAGACACAUUGAGCAGGGAGCGCAUUUUAUUUCGAGUGUAAUGACUGGAAAUGUUGCCUUUAAUCCUUUUCCUGACAAUGAUUCACAUGACAGCAACAUGAGUUGAUUUAUUUAUUAUCGCUUUCCAGGUAUAUUCCUUUGUACUCCUCUGUAUAACAGAAAAUAGGUAGCAAAUGAUCCUCAAUGAUCAAUACAUUUCACAAUUUUUUCGGUAUUCUAUUGGCAAAUCAUUUUUUCUUAAAAACAGUUUUCUCAAAAACCCCCCACAUUUUUUCUUAAACAAAGCAAAUGCAAUAAACAAUGUACAUCUUGUACAUUGUAAAUCUUAUUUAUUACUUACAGUAUUAAAUUUUUCAAAAUGUUUUCUUUGUUCUCUUGUGAUUCACGAUAUCUUUUUACAGCUACUGUUUUCUCUGUUCUUUUAUUUGCUCAUGUGUAAAGCACUUUGUUUAUUA
Molecule: messenger RNA, 1707 nt
Organism: Ictalurus punctatus (channel catfish)
Lineage: Eukaryota; Metazoa; Chordata; Actinopteri; Siluriformes; Ictaluridae
Product: heat shock factor protein 5-like
Exons: 6
Coding region: 210-1358 (382 amino acids)
Biological process (GO): regulation of DNA-templated transcription
Molecular function (GO): sequence-specific DNA binding; DNA-binding transcription factor activity
Source: RefSeq, a predicted model, not a curated record